AGGACCCAUCAUAUCAUAGCAUGCAUAUUCGAUCGUUGCCUUUUUUCGAAACGAUCAACGUCUGACGUGUGUCCCCCCUUCUGCUCGGCAAAAGUCUAUGAGUAUGAAAAUGAGCCGGUGUUUCGUUAAAUAUGGCUUGAAAGUUUCUCAAAAUUUCCGUGCGCAUGUACGUGAUAAAGACAUAACUUUUCCAUAGCGCAUUUCCGGUCUCGGUCUGUAGUUACGUUGAAAUAGAAGUUCGUGUACAUAUGAUGAUAUUCGAUUUCGAAAUAACGCCCGAGCUACUCUUUACUCUGCCGCUUGGAGAAGAACAAAGUGGCCAUAUCUCUCGUUGGUUUUGAUUUUUAUACACUUGAGCUCUUGCUCCUACAGUAACGGCCACCAUGUCCUCCACCACUUCCUUUUAUGGGGGCACGGUGAACACCCGGGCCAGCAACACGCCCCGCGAGAAGCAGCCCCGACACUACGCCCGGGUUCCGAUUGUGAAUAUGAGCGGCAGUGCCUACUUCAUCGCCGUUCCCACCCCGGUCGUGCAGACGAGCACAACUGCCUCGGCCGGAGUGUUGAACAAUAACUACGGCGCAUUCCAUCUCGCUGCAAACUACAACAACGCUGACCCAGAAGGAGGGAGUUUAUUUCACCCGACCGGCGGCGCGGCUUCUAACCUACAGCACACGGCACCGGGUGCGGUGCAAAACAUCCACAGCCGUUACGAGGACUUUUUCUUCUCAGACAACACGAACGCCGGGUUCACAGCGGCAGGAGCAUCAUCUUCGAAAGACUACAUAUCCAUCGCAAAAGUAUCGUUAUCGUACGAGUUGUAGUAAUUUUUGCAUGGCACCACACUUUAUCAGCAUGACGAAAAAUUCAAUUUGUAAGGCUGAAUGAGGUAGGAAGCAGCCAGAUAUGUCAUGCAAGACUGCAGCUAGUACGAACGAGCUUGACAUUUUUGCAAAGGAUGUGACAUUACGAGAGCGCGCAAUAAAGGCGUACGAAGCAACGCCUCUGCGGGCAGCGGCUCCCACAGCCAAGGGCCGCCGUCUUUGGCGGACCAGAAUCAGCUGCAAAAAUCAAAGUCCUGCGCGACGAGCAGCAGCCGCAAGAUGAAGCAGAACUCGCGGACGCGGGAAUCUUCGGUCGUGAGCCGCAAGACGUUACUUUCGGAACGGGGCAGCUGUCUCCGGAAUCGCGACGACGAUCCGUUCGUGCGGCAGUGGGAUUUUUCUGACAACGAGGACUUUUCUGACGAGGACCACUUACUCCAGAAUUUCAACUUGUUGAAGAACCUCCACGAUUCGCCGGCGUCCAGCGAGAGUACGGAUGAGGAGGAAGUUCUUUCCGAUGUGGAGCUGCACGAUAAGCAUCUACUUCAACACCGGCACAGCGACGGUAUGAGCAGUAGCUCCACCAGCACGGAGGAAAGCGAUCUGGCGCUCGACAGCUGCGGGCCGAUUGGGAAAAUGCUGUACUCGAAGCACAUGUUCAUUCAGCACAAGUCUGCUUAUCAACUGUAAAAAUGUCUGGGUCUGGAAGAAUGGAACUUGUGAUGCUAAAUCUGAAGCAUACAAAAAUCUGUGUUGCAUGAUUACCAAAAGUCGUCCAGUUUUGGCCAAGUCGGGAGGGAGUUUCUCAUGCAGGAUAGGCAUGAGAGAGAGUGCGCAGAAUCUGUCAUUUUAGGUCCUGCAUUACAGACCUCAUGGGUCAUGAAAAAGCUGCAUGACAAAUCGCGCAUUCUUCCAGACCCAGACAUUUUUACAUUUGAUACUGCUGCCCUGUUGGCGAGUCAGCAGCACAGCCAGCAUGGUACUGACCCGGAUCAUCUUAGUAAGGACCCUGAAAUAAGUGUUGCUCGGGACGGCGAGGACGGUGUUGUUGAAAAUGGUAUGAUUACGGGAGUAGCUGCUGAUCAUAAAAAUCGAAAUUCGUCCUCCACGAGCAAGGAGAAGUGGAACGGAAAAACGACCAUCCACAUCCCGAAAAUUCUGAAUUUGGAGCAGAAAUCGCUGGACCGGUCCUGGUCCUGGCUCAAAAUCGGCCGGGACAGCAGCAGUGCGGCCACCUCCAAAGAGAAGCCCUCCGCGUCCGCACUGCUGCAGAAGAAGCCUCGCAGCAUCAAAAUGAGGACGAUGGGCACGCAAACGAGGCUGCUAAGCACCGGCGGAGCAGCUGAGCGGGCGGAUGGAACAACAAACCUUCCGAUCGAGCACGAUGUUCCCCUAGUAGACCAGCGCACACCCGCUGUGCCAGAAGUGGAAGUCGGCGAGGUGGUGCGGCGGUGGAAGCUUUCCGCACUGUCGUCGUCCACCCGAGCCGGACACCUUCUUCCACAAUCGGAAACCUGCAACAAUACAAAUAUUUCUCCUUCGAACAAGGGGAAUCCCUCGACGUCUAUCAAAUGCAAAAAUGUCCGGGUCUGGAAGAUUCUGAGACUUGUCAUGCUAAUCUGGCACGAGUCUGAACUCUGUAUUGCGUGGCCGCAAAGAGCCCUUCCUCCCUGUCAUGCAAAAACGCAGUUUCUCAUGCGGAAUACGCAACUCAGAACCAUGAAAAAAACUUGUCAUGCUUGGCGGCGCAUUACAGUGAGCUCACUAUUCCCUCCCUUGCAUCACAAGUCUUCCAGACCCAGACAUUUUUGCAGUUGAUAGCGUCCUCGCGCUUGCAACUAAACAAGCGGUCCAACAGUGCGUCCUCCAGCGCGACCACGUCGGGCGGGGACGAGCUGCACCAAAAUAAUCAUGCCGGUUUCCGGCGCAACCGCGUCCAGCCGUCGACCACAGCGAGCGAGCACGCCUCCGCCGGUCCGCACGAGGCGGGCCACUUGUCCUCCGCCAGUUCCGCGUCCAGCCGGUCGGGGGUGUAUUCCCGCAGCGUCGGGGGCGGGGCCUCCGCGACGGGCGGCACGAAACACUCCAGUCGCAAGAGCAUCAUCCGCAAGAGUUCGCGUCGGAAUACCCUGAUCAACACGUCCAAAUCCACUCCGCGCGCCGUGUUGGCGCUGGGCGGAGCUGCUGGAGGUUCUGCAGCACCUGGUGGUCCGCAUCUACCCCGCUCGGCCCGUUCCACUGCGUCCAGCGGCGGGGGUCUGGCUAGUUCAACAUCGGGGACGAGACAACUACCACCACAACCUGGUGAUAUUCCCCGCGAAGUAGAGUCGGUGCCCAGGCUGGCGCUGCAAAAAAUGGUGCAGGACGGCUUGUUCGGUGGAAGCGCAAUGAUGAACAGUGCUGGUAGCCAGCUUCCAUCUCUAGUAUCCGCCGCAAAUAAAGAUCAAGACGACACGGCACACAAUCCGACUGGUGCGCUUGCGACGUUGAGCUUCGGAGAGGACAGCAGUAAAAUUAUGUUGAACUGCAGCACGCCAAAGCCGAACGCAGACCCCUCAAAGCAUCUGGAAUCUUCUUGUUCCCUCAAAGAUCCGGAUGCCAAGAAUUCUUCUGGCCAAGAACAUGAUGAAGGUCAACAUCUUCCUGCGACGAAAAUCGGCGAGAGAACCACGACCACGACUGUGCACGACGACGGCGACCACCUGGCAAAAACUUCCGACGACCUGCUGCUCGUGAGUAACACGUUGAAGAACCAACUGAAGAGCAGCGCCUCAAACAAUUGGAUCCUGGAGCAGCAUGCGCCGACGGUGAAGCAGUUGAAACAGGAAAUUUCCAAGCAUUUUCGCAUUCCCGUCACGCUCCUCGUCAUCAUGGAGGUGCGGAUUCCCGUCGAAGACCAGGAUGAAGCUGCUGCUGCUGCGGCGGCGACCCAUGGGACCACGACUGAGGACGUAGGUGCCGAUGUUGUGCUCGACCGUGAAUUAGAUUCCUCGCCUGCUCCUGGUUGUGCAGUUUGUUCGAGUCCCGCGACAAGAAUGAGGCCUCUAAAAACCGACAGUCCGGAAGUAGAUGCGGACCACGGUUCUGUAGCGAGCAACGACGAAGCACUUCUGGAGCACACCACUUCGCGCCCCACAAGUGAGCAGGAAGAAGAGCCGCACGAGAAGAUCUUGGACGAUGAAGACGUGUUGGAACUUGUUCCCACGACCUCGGUGCAUCUCCCGGCGAAUUCUUCUCGUGUCGUCCAAUCACAAGCCUAUGCAUUGCAAAAGUGUCUGGGUCUGGAAGAUUCCGAGACUUGUCAUGCGGUUUUUCCAAGCUCCGCCAAGUCUGGAAUGCAGGGCCUGGCAUCACAGGUUCGGGAGCCCCUUGGUGAUGCCUAUUCUGCAUGAGACAUGCCCUCUCAGAAUGGCCAGAAAUGGGGACCUUUUGCAAGUCACGCAACACAGAUUUUUGUAUGAUCCGCAACACGCAUCACAAGUUCGCAUCCUUCCAGACCCAGACACUUUUGCGGUUGAUAAAGCCGGUGCUGCCACAACGACGUCCACACCCAGAACCGCCCACGCCGUGAGCGUAUGCUUUGCAAAAGUGUCUGGGUCUGGAAGAAUCCAACUUGUCAUGCUAAUUUUGGAUUCGAAAAAAAUCUGUAUUGCAUGAGCUGCAAAGAGAGUCCAAGUUUUGCUACACGGACAGAGCAUUUGUCAUGCGGUAUAGGCAUCAGCAAGCCCUCACAAAAUCUGUGAUGCUAGGGCAUGCAUCACAGACAUCAGGAGUCAUGCAAAAUGUGCAUGACAAGCCUGGCAAUCUUCCAGACCCAGACACUUUUACAAUCCAUAGAGCGCCAGCGCGAACAACACGCACCUCGUAAUCCAAAGCAGCCCCCGCGGCGGGCCGCCGGCUUCGGACCUCCUGUUGCAGCAGAUUGGGAAUCCAAGCGAAUUCUUUGCGGAUAAAAAUUCAUUUCCAGCGACAACCACCGAGAACAGGAGCAGUGGAAGUAGCUCUGCCGCCAGUUGUGCAGCUGGGUCGUCUUGCGGCGUGAACAGUCGCGAACAACCGGCGGCAGGAGGUCGUGGUUCUGCUGCGCCCGCAGGAAAAGAGGAUCUCGACACUACUACGACAUCAGGUACUUGUGCGAAGAAGCAGCGCCCCCAAAACUACUGUGUGACCAAGCAGCCGGAUCACGUUUAUUACCGGUAUCUGGUGAAGAGGCAGCCUUUCGACGAAGAUUUGGAUGAGUCAGCCGAUGAAGACAAACUGUGCGAAGACCUGAACCGGCUCGGGCUGGCGGCCUGUCGGGAAUGGGUCUAUCAGGAAGAAUUUCUUAACUUGAAAGGUAAACAGGUGGGCAUCCAGAGUGAAACCAAAAGUGUCGCUGAGCCAACGCGCGUAGAGGUUACAUCAACCGCGGACCACUCCACAGCAGUUGUAGUUCCUGCUGGGAUAGCAAGCGGUUCACCCACCCCUGCUUCUGUUCCAAGCGGCUUUGACUACCCGACCUUCUUUCGCAAACGGUGCGAGUUGCAACAAACGAACCUCGCGAUCGCCCUGGCCGAAUACGGACCAUGGGACAAGAUUUUGGUGAGCGGGCUCACGAAUUAUACAGGUGUAGAACUACAAGAAUCAUCCCAUCAUGACGAGAAAUUCGACGCUGACGCGCUUCGUGGUCGAGAAGAAAACGGCAAUACGCACGAUCCAGGAGGAGCUGUACAGGGAAACGCACUCUUCUCGUCAUUAGAGUUAUCCGCCUUUAUGUCCGCAUGCUGGAUGACCACCCCGAUUGUUGCGGCUAGCCGGAUAUCACAUGCAAAUAGGUUUGGGUCUGGAGGAAGAACAAGGCAGAUUUUUGUCAUGUUGUUUUUGCAUGACGUGGAACGGAAGGCCUGUCAUGUUUGCAAGUCCUGGGAUCACAGGUUUUGGGAAUGAUGUUUCGCAAUGGAUAAUCCGCACGGAUAAAAAUCCCUUCUCUAUUCGGUUUAACAAGAAGAAUUAGUAGGCAACUUUUGCUGCAUAAAUGGCGGACUUUUGCUGUGCAUGGGUGACAGAGUUUUCUUGUGCGACUUGAAACGCGGCGCACCCGACGUUUCUUGCAUCUCUCACCUUUCAGACCCAGACGCGUUUCCACUGCAUCCAGGAUGGCCGCCAGCAGCGAGGAUGAGUCUGACAUGGAUAGCGUGCCGUAUGCAUUGCAAAAGUAUCGUACUAGUAUAAAUUGCAUCACAAGUUUUUUCAAGAAGAGAAAUGAAAUUUGUAAUGCUGAUUCACCUAAAGAGGGAUGUUUGUCAUGCAUGAUCGCAAUUACUACGAGUACGAGUACGAUACUUUUGCACAGGAUAUGCCGAGUCGUACUACCACGAAAACCAGCCUUUUCCUUGCGCUAUCAAAUGUAAAAAUGUCUGGGUCUGGAAGAUGCCAGGUUUGUCAUGCAUAUUUUGCAUGACCCAUGAGGUCUGGUAUGUAGGACAUAGCAUGCCAGAUUCUCUGUUAGUUCUAUCAUGCCUAUCCUGCAUGAGAAACUGCCUCUCGAUUAUGUCAAAAGUGGACAGCUUUUGGUAAUCAUGCAACACAGAUUUUUUACAUGAUUCAGAUCUAGCAUGACAAGUUGGUUUCUUCCAGACCCAGACAUUUUUACAUUUGAUACGCGCAGGCACAGAACAACAGUGGUGUCGUUUCUCACCAGCAACAAGACCUACCGUCGGUGGCAACGAAACAGGACGAGGGUCAUCUUCAUCUUGUUCACGUGGCUAACAGUUGUAGGAACGCUCCUGCAAGUGCGAACCCAACUACACCUGGACACGAGAAGUCUACUAGUGCAAAUUACAAGGAAGGACCAGCGGAGGUUGUGAGAAGUGCAGACCUCCACCAGGCUGGAACAUCAAGACGCGGUGACAUCGUUGCUCAGAUACACGACCCCGCUGUGGAGCAGACCGCGUUCUCGUCGCAACUGCGAGAGGAAGUGAAAUUAAAUUCAGACAGCGAGGAUAUGGAGGUUUUUGAUUGGCGGAACAACAAGCUACUCGCGAAGUUGCGCCAGGAAAACGUGGAUCAGGUGGUUGCUUCGUCUUCCAAGGAAAAAGAACAAAGUAGAGAAAGUCUGGAAAGAAGAAAUAAAAAUGCUGGCGAAAGAAAUGUCGAAAUGCACACGAACUCGAAGCACAGUCCAGUGAGCCAGCAUCUUCCUGACCAGGACCCGUCUGGUUCCGCCUCUGCAGCGUCCCGGCGCCGGAGCAGUAGCAGCAGUUGCUCUGCGUCCAAGAAGAGUGCCAUGAAAAAAACUAAAGAUAGAGAAACAGAAACCUCCACUGUGCUGGCUGCGAAUCAGGGACGAGAAGCGACUUCUAGUACACUUCUAAAGGGAACAAGUAUUGACAACGACCCCAACAGCAAAACGACAACCUCGUCUAUGAAAAAAAUAAGUGCGAAAGGACCGUCGACAAGCAAAAAACCCGCGGACCUGACGCGACUGACAGCGAAGAAUUUGCGAAAUUUGGCGCAACCAGUGCCUGUGAUCAACCAACGACGAGCCGGGCAGCACGGAAUUCUGCUGUCACGGGAUCUCGACCCGCCGGACAGCUCAAAGAAUGCAGGUAUGGCCGCACCGUCCAGUGCGGAUCACGUGGUAGACAGCACGUUAAUUGGGAAAACUUUGAAGAAUCGAAGGAGCGAAGGAACAAACGACGAAGUAGAUGUCGAGCUGCAAACCAAAGAACAGAUGAAUAGCAGUGUUGGUACUCCAGGAGGAGUACAAGGCGCGGCCACUUCUUCUGUUCUGAGAGCUACUGGCAGCGCAGUGGAUGAAGAAGCCCGGCAGAUAAAACUAGGAACAAGCGCACCAGUCGCCGCCCGUGCAUCAGAACAGCCGUUCCCGCUUCUGGUGCCGGUGGUGAAAACCCGCAAAAGCCGGGGGUCUAUCGCCUCCAGCAGUGACGCCAGCCACAAGAAGCACGUGAGCAUGUCACUAAACGCGCAUUUUCGCAACUGCGAUACGAGCUCGGAUUCCUCCAGUCAGCAUGCGGUCGAACAAGAACCGUCGAGCCACGCUUCUAAAACUAGGUUCUCACGAGGGGAUAAUGACAACGCGGAAUCUUCGUCCGACGGUUCGAGUAACGUAAAGAAUUAUCAGCCGCAACAUCUUCACGUGACAGGAGGGACUACCGGUCAACAAAUCUUCCCCGGAAGUGGUGGUGGCGGAGAAGCUACCGCCGCCACCGCGAUGUUCUUGCCUACGAUAUCAGACCAAAAUUUGCCGGUGACCACAAUGAAAAAGUCGUACAUAAUGCCGGCUGGUGCAAUGACCAGUACUACCAGCAACCCCGCGCCGCCGAUUAUAUCCUCGAUGAAGGAGCCCUCCGCCAAGUUCCUGAUCUCCGACGGUUCCGCGGAUGUGCACAGUUCUUUCGGCGCCGCGCCUUCGACCAAGGUUGUGACGAUGCAACUGAAUACGCGUUUUCUGCUCCCGGAUGAGGAUGAGGCGGAUGAGUCGCAGUCCAUGUACACAACGCCCGGAGGGCCGAACAACCGCUUUUUCCACGACGACACGACGCCAGCGCGCUUCGACGGCCGGGACGCGGGUAGUGAAGACUUGUUCUCGCAGGAACCCCCCGACCACAAGGAGCACGCGGGGAACACCCCCUUCCGUUUGCAUAACACGAACAAUCUGUACGAGGACGAAAGCUUUCCGUUUUUCCCCGAACAACAAAGGCAGUUCUUGGCCGGACCUGUUGCAACUUCUACGCGAGCAGGGGGAGAAAAAAAUCCGGAAGAAGAAGGGCAAGACGAUCAUGUAACGCCGGGCACUGGAGGAGCAAUCCUUGGUGACAACAUAGCGGACUACAAAGGUCUUGCGCGGUCCUUCGAGGACGGCGGCGAAAGGGCACUCCGGAAGGAUAAAAACGACGACGAGGAUUAUUCGCCCUCUGCGCAGGCAUUUUUCCAGGACGAACUGCAGAAGCCGGGGUCCCUCGGCCAGCGCUUUCCGUUCUUCUCCCCGCCGCUGCGACCGCGCGGGGGCGGGGGGAGCGGCGUAAAACAGCCCCACUUGCCUAUUCCUGUGGCCGCGAGCUGCGCGACGAAAGUAGAUCUGUUUACAGCGUCGGCGGCCUCUUCACACGAAGCUGCGCACGCGAGCGGUGGCUCAUCUUCUUCUAGUGCCACAGAUUCUACUACAACUGCUUCCAACGCGGGGGUCAGCAAGAACCAGCAACAGGAGACGCCAAACCACAUAGAAGUGGCCGGUCAGCCGGCUGGCCCGCCGCGUGCUCCCGGAAGGUUUGAAGACAAAAGCGGUACCGCGGGUAGUGGCGAUUUGAGUAGUUUCCCGUGGAACACCGCAACGGAAAAAGUUUCGAGUACUAGUACACAGGGAGACGUACGACCUGCGGGGGAAGACAACUCCAUACAUCCACAGCAAUCCGAUCACGCAGAUGAUCCUGAACAGGCCGGAAAAUCUUCUGCUUCAGCAUCUUCGCGAGUUGUAAAUGAUCACACAACGACGACCCAGAACUACAAUAUUAGCGCCGCGACGUCCAUACUAACCACUCCGCACCAGCGCUCUGCUCGUAAGCGUGUAGCAGGGAAAGAAGAUCAUGCGGAUCAGGAAGUGCUAGCUUAUGAUACUCAAAAACACCUGGAGCAGACCGCCAAUUUGGCCAACAGAACUACUCACGAUACAAGACACGAGGCAAACAACGACCUACGAUUAAUGGCAAGCACCGGUUCGUGUUCCCGCCCGCACAGCCGUGACCUGCCGGCUCGCGCGAUCCUGACCCGAACCAACGCCAGCGAAGGGAAAACCAGUUUCCAUUCUCGCAGUGCCUGGAGUACGCCGCGAGAGGUUGCGAGCGACAGGAAUAAAACCAGGACGACCACGCCCCGGAGACUUAUCCCUAGUAAUUCUGCUGCAACUGCUUCGUCGAGUACUCAACGUAAAAAAGCCUCGUUAUCGCGCCGUUCUUCGUCGAAGAGCCUGUCUGCAAAGCUGCAAGAGCAACAUUCCUCCGCCUACUCCGAUUGCAGUUCGUCCACGUUUCUCUUGCGCACCGCCGGCCAUUACGAAAAGCACCCCGGGUCCAAGCACGGUGCGCAAACGGAAGCUGUAGACGUGGUGCUGAACACCGCGGGGACGCUAUCGUGAGGAAAAAUCCCCCUCCCCGUAUCGAUAAGGAACGCCUCAGAAAAUUUGUCAUGCUGAUUUGUGACCACAAAUCGCAUCUGUGACGCAAGAAAGCAGCGCCACAGUCUCCGCCCCAUUAUGCAGGCGGUUUGUAAUGCUGCUGGUCCUCCGGCAUAGACGUUCCCCAUGCUAAGUGCCUAGGCCAAAACCUCUGCGCAUCCAUGGGCAUGAUAUGGGCCUUCAGUCGUCUACUGCAAGAGAGAUGUGGUUCGUGUACUCAAAUACAGCAACACAAGUUUCGUUUUCGACAUGGGGAGGGGGGAUUUUUCCUUUUGAUAGACGCAGACAGAAUGGACCUUCUCGCCCGCCACAAGAACGAGAAAUCACGAUGAUUCCGCAGGUGAAAGCAAGAAUAAGGCUGAGGGACAAGGACUUGGGCAAGAAAAGGAAGAUCGUUUUGACGCAGAAGGGAAUGAAGUUGUGGCAGUAGCUGCAGAUCAAGCUGUGACGACGGAUAGAAGCAGUGCCGCUAACCCCCUUGUGGCCGCUGCUUCAUCUGGUGACAGAGGAACAGCUCCUGCUUCAGGAAGAGAAAAAGAAACAACUAGAGCCGAACAAGCUUCCACAUGCGACCCCUCCAAAGUACAUCAAGCAGAAGACUGCGACGAGCCGAUUGACAGUACAAAAACCGUGACGAAAGCAAGGAACUCAUCCAAUGCAGAGAUGCAAAUAGCCGCUGUCGAUAAAUUUUCUCUCCCGGCGACUUCUUCACGGCAUCAUCAUGCGACGGAGGCAGCUGUUGAAAAGGAAGAGAAUGGGAAAAAACAGACAGAGCCAUCGGGCGUCGUGGAGUCAAAAAAUGCUGAUGAAAGACAAAAGGAUACCACGACAGCAGGAGAAAUAAAACACGACAAGGACGCAAACCAAAAUCAACGCGCGGUCCUGUCCCCCGAAAGCCUGCGGCGUCUGGAAGUCCGCUCGGAUCAUAACCUGGACCAGCACAAUACCGACGAAAGGAAUUUGAUUCUGCAACAGUUGCGCAGGCAAAGCCAUAACCACGUAACACAAGCUGGUACGAAUCAGAUGAAUCUUGUUCGCGGUGGUCAAAAUAAUCCUGCUACAACGCAGAACCCAGGGCCCCAGACGAGCAGCGGCGGUGGUGGUCAGCAGCUUGUUGAAGACCCGCACCCGCCAUUGCAUGGUUUAAUGAACGCGAGCACAGGCGGCACAACUUCCAGAAACGCGAUGAACAACACCUCGGCGUGCUCGGAGUACUCGGUGGUGACUACAACGACCGCGCGGAACAACCGCGAUUUUGACUACAACGAGCUGCUUCACCCGGCACUCUCGGUGUUGCAGCGCUUCUCCGCCAGUUACGGGUUGACAAGCAGCACAACUAGUAGUACAACCGGCUUGAUGUUGGCUCAGAAUCCAUCGGAAGCGGGGGGUCUUGCUGGUGCGGCGGGAGCGGAAGGCGGGGCGGGACUACAACAGGAUUGUUUAUCCAACAACAAGAACUCAUCUGGAUCUGCUUCCACGAUGAUGCUGACCAAUGUGCAGUAUGGUCCACCUCCUUCGCGAAAAAUGCAACUCCAGGAACACGAGCCGCAGCUUCGGUUCCGCCAGAUGCUGAAUGCCAAGACGCAAAACAACGAGACCUGCCUGACGUUUGCGGGGAAUGAGGAGGUGCUGCUGAAGUUGCUCACCACGUACCGGGAUUACCUGGAUGUGGAAAACACGGUGAACGCCAUCACGAAGACGAACCCGCUGCUCCCGCACAGCAACGCCUUCGCCGCCGGGACGCUCGCCUGGUCCUCCGCCCAGCUGUCGCGGACCAUCCCGUGGAACGUGCUCAUUCAGGCCUGUUACCGCAAGUACCGCCGGGUGGUCAACGAACUGCUGUCCUUUCCCACCACGAAGCGGCCCUGGAAGUGGAUCGUGGAGAAAGAGAUGAUCGUCCCGGGACUUUUUAACAGCGAAAAAAACAACUCCUCGGCAGCGGAAAAAAAUGGUCCUACUUCAGGAAAUGCUCCUUCGUGCGGUGGGGUGAACAAGGAGGAUAAGAAUCUUCCCGAUCCUUCUACCGCAACUGCAGAGGCGGGGGCAGAAAAGACAACUGCAGCAGCUCCUCUGACGAAAGACGGAUGUUGUGCGAACGGUCCUGCUCCUGCCAUGUUUCCUGAACAAGACACAGCUGAGGAGAAGAAAAAUGAACAUAGCAAUCCAGCACCAGAGAACGAAACGAACAAAAACGACACUACAGAUGAGGAAGAUGAAAAUGAACAAUUUACGCCCUUUUUCCUUUGUCGCGUGAAUGGUUGGGAGCCGGAAUUAGCCCGAAUGAAAGAGUAUCUGGAAAAAAUGGACGACUGAAAAUGUAGUUUUGCUGAGCAACUCCCUGACGAAAUGAAGGUUGGAAAGAAUGUGAAUCAUGAAAGCGACGCCUGAGAGGACGCGCACUUGCUCUUGCAGUUGUCUUUAGUAAGUAGCAGUGCAGAAUUUCUGUGCGUUCUGUUCCAAAUUCGUGGAAGUCAAAGUUGUGUAGCGACCUGUUGACCUGCAGGACGGCGGUG
Messenger RNA from Amoebophrya sp. A120, 12509 nucleotides. NCBI's taxonomy places the organism in Eukaryota, Dinophyceae, Syndiniales, Amoebophryaceae. The record is from the annotation of a GenBank genome assembly.